AUGAAAAUCAUAUCAUCGGUAAUGUCGGCCGUCUAUCGCAAGUCACUGGUAUUGAGUAACAGUGCCAAACAACUGGCCAGUUAUGGUGACCUAACUAACCUAAUGGCUGUCGAUUGUCAACAUAACUUUCAUUGGUUAGCCUAUACAGUGUGCAUACCGUUACAAAUACUGCUGACAACCGGUCUAUUGUAUACGGAAUUUGGUUUGUCAUCGCUAGCACUCAUAAUGGUUGUCCCAAUCAUACUAACCAUUCAAUCAUUGUUAACCAAACUGGCAGUCAAUAUGGAAACUAAACAAUUGAAACAUUUGGACCAUAGAAUCGGUUUGACUAAUGAAAUACUAAAUGGCAUUAAAAUACUUAAAUUAUACGGAUGGGAACAACCAUUUAGUUCAAUGAUAACCAAAUUACGUGAUCAGGAGUUACUUAAAAUCCGAAAAAUUUAUUUCAAUUUGGAUGAACAUAACAACUAUGUGACCAAUAAUAAGGAUAUCAAUGAUAAUAAUAAUAAUAUUGUUGAUAUAAAUGGGGCAACACUUUCGUGGGACACACCUAACAGUGAAACCAUUGGUGACGAUGAUGUUAUAAACGACUAUACAUUAAAUCAAAUUGAUUUGCAUAUCCGUGAGGGUAUGUUUGUGGCCAUAGUAGGCGAUGUAGGUUCAGGUAAAAGUUCACUGUUGUCGGCCAUUAUCGGCGAUAUGAAACUAAUUGCGGGUACAGUUAAUAUCAGAUCCAAUGUUAGUAUAGCUUAUGUACCACAACAGGCAUGGAUACAGAAUGCAACCAUCAAACAGAAUAUUAUGUUCGGAAAGCCGUUCGAUGAGGAACUGUAUGACCGGGUAAUAGAUAGCUGUGCUCUCAGACCUGACUUAAGACAACUGGCCGGCGGAGACCAGACAGAGAUCGGCGAAAAAGGUGUGACACUGAGCGGCGGUCAAAAACAAAGAGUCAGUUUAGGCCGAGCCGUCUAUUCCGGUGCCGAUCUAUACCUACUCGACGAUCCACUUUCUGCAGUGGACAGUCAUGUGGGCAAACAUUUGAUGACUGAAGUGUUAGACUCGAAAACCGGUAUUUUGGGUUCAAAAACCCGAUUGUUGGUCACAAAUCAAUUGUUUAUGUUAGCCGAUUGCGAUCUAAUAGUUGUCCUGAAAGCGGGAAAAAUAGUAUCGACCGGUACUUAUGGACAGCUAUUAAGUGAUUCCUAUAGAUUUUUAUACGCCCUGAGCAUCAUAAGCACCUGUAUCCGACUGCAUCGGCAACUAUUGGCCAGUGUUAUGCAUGCGCCCAUGGAGUUUUUCGAUACUACCCCAGUGGGUCGCCUAUUGAAUCGUUUCAAUAAGGAUAUGAAUCUAGUGGACAUCAAUUUGCCAGUUAGAUUUAGCUUAGAGUCCAUAAGCCGAUCGCCAAUAUAUUCACAUUUAGGCGAUACAAUCAAUGGUCUAUCAAGUAUUAGGGCCUAUGAUUGUAUGGAUAGGUUUAUACUGGAAUCGGACAAUAGGAUCGACCAAAACUUGCAGUGUAUCUAUCCGUCAAUUUUGGCCAACAGUUGGCUAUUGAUUAGACUACAAGUCCUAAGCAAUUUGCUUGUAUUGUUUGCUGCACUGUUUGGUGUCAUUGGUAAAGAUAGUCUAACCGGUUCGGACAUUGGACUGUCGCUGGCAAAUGCCAUUACAUUGACCGGUAUUUUAGAGUAUUUUAUCGAUACUUUUGCACAAACCCAGGGAUAUCUCGUUUCGUUUGAACGGAUAGACGAAUACUGUAGACUGAAAUCUGAAGCCAACUGGCAAUCGGGUCAACAAUUGUCCGAUAAAUGGCCAGAAAAAGGUUACGGAUACGGUACUCGCUAUAGACAGGGAUUGGAUUUAGUAAUCAAAGGUAUUGACAUCGAUAUCAAGUCCGGAGAAAAGAUAGGUAUUGUUGGCCGAACCGGAGCGGGAAAGUCAUCGCUAACACUGGCAUUGUUUCGACUUAUUGAACCAGCAAUGGGUCGUAUAGUUAUCGAUGGCAUAGAUAUCAGUCAAUUAGGUCUACACGAGUUGAGGUCGCGGCUGACUAUUAUACCACAAGAACCGGUACUGUUUUCGGGAACUAUUCGCUCAAAUUUGGAUCCGUUCGACAAGUUUUCCGACGACGAACUUUGGUCAGUGUUAGAACAGUCGCAUCUCAAAGAGUUUGUACUGUCGACUGAUGCCGGUCUCGACCAUCCGGUGACCGAAUCGGGUGAUAACAUGAGUGUCGGUCAGCGACAACUUGUAUGUCUGGCUCGGGCUCUACUCAGACACACGUCUAUCCUUAUCCUCGAUGAGGCCACGGCUGCCGUCGAUGUGGAAACCGAUUCACUCAUUCAGCAAACUAUUAGACAAUCAUUUAAGUCGUGUACUGUCCUAACGAUUGCCCACCGAAUCAAUACAAUCCUUGAUUACGAUCGGGUGUUAGUCCUAAGCGACGGACGGGUAGCCGAGUUUGACUCACCCGACCAACUGCUUGACGACAGGACAACCAUUUUCUACUCUCUAGCCAAAGAUGCCGGUGUUAUAUGA
Oppia nitens is the source of this 2541-nucleotide messenger RNA. Its product is annotated as multidrug resistance-associated protein 1-like. Bases 1 to 2541 code for a protein of 846 amino acids. The record is from RefSeq and is a predicted model, not a curated record. The transcript has 8 exons. NCBI's taxonomy places the organism in Eukaryota, Metazoa, Arthropoda, Arachnida, Sarcoptiformes, Oppiidae. Gene Ontology annotation, molecular function: ATP hydrolysis activity; ATP binding; ABC-type transporter activity. Gene Ontology annotation, biological process: transmembrane transport. Gene Ontology annotation, cellular component: membrane.